Molecule: messenger RNA, 4224 nt
Organism: Nematolebias whitei (Rio pearlfish)
Lineage: Eukaryota; Metazoa; Chordata; Actinopteri; Cyprinodontiformes; Rivulidae
Product: plakophilin-4
Exons: 22
Coding region: 6-3488 (1160 amino acids)
Biological process (GO): cell-cell adhesion; cell-cell junction assembly
Cellular component (GO): adherens junction; nucleus; plasma membrane
Molecular function (GO): cadherin binding
Source: RefSeq, a predicted model, not a curated record
AUAGAAUGGGGAAUAUCAGAGGAGGAAUGCCAGCUCCUGAGCAGAGCCCAGUGACGGAGGAGGGGCUUCUGCUGACCAUUUGCGACAGUUCAACUGGUCGCAGAAUGGAGACUGACAACACCGCCAAUAACAUCCUGGCCUCCGUCAAAGAACAGGAGCUUCAGUUUGAGCGGCUAACCAGGGAGCUGGAAGUGGAGAGGCAGAUUGUGGCCAAUCAGCUGGAAAGAUGCAGACUUGGGCCCGAGUCACCAGGCGCUGAUAGCAGCAGCUCAUCUGAGAAAUCUCUGCCAUGGAGAACAGCAGGAUCUGCAGGGAAUUCGUGUGGUUCAGCUCAGAUGAACUCUUACUCUGACAGUGGCUAUCAGGAUGCCAGCAGUGGCUACCUCAGCAGUCAGAACCACGUCAAGGCAGAGCUGAAGGUGCAGCACUCCUUCCCCGGAGCUGGCACCGGCACCUUUGGGCAGAAUACCAGAGCGGAGGGUCAGGCUUCAGCCCAGGUUGCAGCAGUCACAACAGCCCAGCCUGGUCGUGCUAUGCGAAGGGUUUGUUCAGUGCCUUCUCGCUCUCACUCGCCAGCCUACACCACCAGUAUCUCCCCAUCCCGUGGCUCUCUGCGUACCUCUAUUGGCAGCGCCUACGGCUCCCCCAUCAUAACCGAACCCAAACCUUACUCCAGCAUCUUAUCUACAACCCUGCCCUCUGUGCAGCGCACCAACAGCAUAGGUGGCAGUAGCUCACCCUACUCCACCAAGAAAAAUUCCCCUGCAGGACUGCGUCGCGUGAGCUCCACAAACUCACGAUCUGGCACUGCUGGCCGCACCACCUCAUCCUAUCAGACCUCUGCUGGGUCAUCGUCAGCCUGCAUGGGCUCGCCUCUGACGAUGGCGGACAGUAUCAACCCUCCACUGACACAGCAGCCUACUCACUCAUCGUCUCCUGUCAGGUCUAGUAUGACCGCUGUGCCCCAGCAUUACAGCUCCACUCUGCCUCGCUCCAUGCUCCACAACACCGACCCCUACGGACCUCAGAGUUACGACAUUUAUGAGAGGAUGACACGACCUGACAGCCUCGCAGAUGCCCUCAUUGAUGGAGACAUUAAAGGAAUAAGAAGCUCUUACGCCAGUCAGCACAGCCAACUUGGACAAGACAUGAGGUCAACCAUCUCCCCAGAUCGCCACAUUGCACCCAUUUAUGAAGAUCGGACUUUUCGAGGCCCGUUGUACCGCAGCCCCAGUCACACCCAGCAUGGGACCCUCUACAGGAGCCCUUCAGGUGUGGGAAGCCUGAAGAGGACAUCCAGCCAGCGUAGUGCCAUGACUUACCAAAGAAACAACUAUGCUCUUAACACAGCCGCCACCUACGCUGAUCAGUAUCGCACGGCGCAGUACAGGCCCCCCGAUGCGACCUACGCUCGCCAGCCUCUCGUUAUGGAUGACGAUGCCACCCGAUCUCCUUCUAUAGACAGCAUUCAGAAAGAUCCUAGAGAGUUCGCAUGGCGUGACCCAGAGCUUGCAGAGGUAAUCCAAAUGCUCCAGCAUCACUUCCCCUCGGUCCAGGCCAACGCAGCUGCCUACCUGCAGCACCUGUGUUUUGGUGAUAAUCGAGUUAAGAGUGAGGUGGGUCGACUGGGAGGAAUUAAACACCUAGUGGACCUGCUCGACCACAAAAUUGUUGAAGUCCAAAGGAACUCGUGUGGGGCGUUGAGGAACCUUGUUUAUGGCAAAGCUAUGGACGACAACAAGGUCGCUGUGAGAAACGCAGGAGGUAUUCCAGCGCUGCUCCGCCUGCUGAGAAAGACUGUGGAUGCAGAAGUCCGGGAGCUCGUUACAGGGGUGCUGUGGAACCUUUCGUCGUGCGACGCAGUCAAGAUGACAAUCAUACGGGACGCCUUAUCGACUCUGACCAACACUGUGAUCAUCCCUCACUCUGGAUGGAGCAGCUCCACCUUCGACGACGACCACAAGCUCAAGUUUCACUCCUCACUUGUGCUGAGAAACACUACAGGCUGUCUGAGGAACCUAAGUUCAGCUGGUGAGGAGGCCAGAAAACAAAUGCGCACUUGUGAGGGUCUGGUUGACUCACUGCUCUACGUCAUCAAAGCCUGUGUAAACACCUCUGACUUCGACAGCAAGAUUGUGGAGAAUUGUAUUUGCACUCUAAGGAACCUUUCAUAUCGUCUGGAGCUGGAGAUGAUGCCAUCUCGACUGACUGGUGGGCACGAGCUGGAUGGCUUCCUGGGCAAAGAGUCACCCAGUAAAGAGGUGGACUCCAGCUGCUGGGGGAGAAAGAAAAAGAAGAAAAACGGCUUGCACGAAGACUUGUGGGAUGGUGUGGGGCCCAUUCCUGGCUUCUCCAAGUCUCCCAAGGGUGCAGAGAUGCUGUGGCACCCUUCAGUAGUUAAGCCUUACUUGACUCUGCUGGCUGAGAGCUCCAAUCCUUCUACUCUGGAGGGUUCAGCUGGGUCCCUUCAGAACCUGUCAGCUGGAAACUGGAAGUUUGCAGCGUACAUCCGUGCAGCCGUUCGUAAAGAGAAAGGACUGCCAAUCCUGGUGGAGCUGCUGCGGAUGGACAACGACAGGGUGGUGUGUUCGGUCGCCACUGCUCUGAGAAACAUGGCGCUGGACAUCAGGAACAAGGAGCUCAUAGGGAAGUACGCCAUGAGGGACCUGGUAAAUCGCCUCCCUGGAGAAAACACCUCCCUGCUGUCGGACGAGACCAUAGCAGCCAUCUGUUGCACCCUGCACGAGGUCACCAGCAAAAACAUGGAAAACGCAAAGGCCCUGGCCGACACGGGCGGCAUCGGGAAGCUGGUCCACAUCACCAAGGCCAGAGGAGACAGAUACUCUGUGAAGGUAGUCAAAGCAGCAGCUCAGGUGCUGAACACACUAUGGCAGUACAGAGAUCUGCGUACCAUUUAUAAAAAGGAUGGGUGGAACCAAAACCAUUUCAUCACGCCAGUGUCAACACUUGAGAGGGACAGGUUCAAGUCCCAGCCCACUCUCCCCACCAGCACCAUUCAGAUGUCUCCAGUCAACCACCCCGCCACCAGUGCCACAUCAUCUCCUGCAAUGCUGGGCGUCACAGAGCAUAGAGACACCAUCAGAGACUAUCAGAGACCUCAGUCAACUAUGCAACUUUAUAAUUACCAAGGAGAUGGCAGUAUUCAUAGAAAACAGUAUACAGGGUCUGGCAAACCAUCUCCAUAUUACUACUCGUCACCCACGAGGGAGGAGCCCCGAAGAACACAGCCCGUGUAUUACACAGAUGAGCCCAGCAGGAGGAACUACGAUACCUACAGAAUGUACCUGCAGCAUCCUCGUGGUUACAAUGAUGCGUUUUUAGAAGAAGUCAUCACCUACCCUCCUACGGUGGACUACCAGCCUCAUGGACUGAAAUCCACCGCUAACUAUGUGGACUAUUACACAAGCACACGGAGGCCUUCGUACAGAUCGGAGCAAUACCCAGCUUCUCCGGACUCCUGGGUCUAAGUCUGGAGAGGUUCGUGUUGCCAUUCAAGAACAUUCAUUCACCCCGAGUCUCAUUUAAGGAUAUAAGGGGUAGAGGCAAAAAAAGCACACGGGCAACAUUUUUCACAAACCUGGCUUUGGAAGUGUUUGUUUUAAAGUGGAUGUGUGUGUUUGGAGGAGGGAGUUCACCUGAGCGGUCGCAGAUGGAGGAACGGGAUGUGUGCCAAAGAGGGAAAUCGAGGAAUGUUUUUCUUUUAAAGAUUAUGUGUCAUUCAGCAGAAGAUGGAAUCAUGCAUAGGGAGAGACCAUUGGACACAACCGUGAGAAGUCAUGUUAUGUGUAGAUACUCGUUUUAUUUUCUUUAAGGAACUCGUAACUGUGAUAGCAUGGUUAAAGGUGUGAGUCAUGUCAACGAGGGACCGCGGUAUGAGUCUAAAUGUCAGGGGGGUAUAUGUAUGUGCUCGAGCCAAAAUGAAUUAUGAACUCACCUGUAAAAAGCUAAAAGAAUAAUUAACUAAAGAUAGAUUAUACAGAGGAGUCAAAAUGUAUCUGUACUUUAGUGUUGAAACUGUAAUGCCAUGGAGUCUUGUACAUUUCUUUCAUUUUAUUGUAAAUACAGAGAACAAAACGUUACCUGGUUUACGCCUCAGCACUGGUUUAAAAAAAUGAACUAACUCGUGCCAUGUUAGAGCUCUAAAGAUAUAUAGUUACACAAGUUUGUGGAAAAAAGAUGGCAUCAUAAUCAUGUAAGAUAAAU